AUGGCGGACACGCCAGUGGUGGACAAACCGAGCCGACAAGCAGAGUUGCUGGGUGUGUCUAUCAUGCUCACAGUCUUUUCUUCGAUUUUCGUUUCUGCAAGGUUGUGGACUAGACUCUUCAGGUCGAGGUCGUUCGGUUGGGAUGAUGCUUUCCUUGGACUGGCGAUGGCAGGAAGCUGGGCAGGGCAAGGCCUUACCAUCGCCCAAGUCACGAGAGGGCUGGGCCUUACGAUAUCGAAGGUUCAGCCAUCCAACUUCGUACCAAUGCUCAAGUACACUCAAUUCGCAAUAUUCACGAAUGGCAUUUCAAUGUGCUUCAUGAAAGUCGGCAUCGGACUAUCGCUCCUGCGCCUUAAUCUGAGCAAACCACUCAACUGGGCUGUGGUGGGCUGCAUAAUCCUCAGCCUUCUGGUGAACCUGAUUGUGUUCCCGGGUAUUUUUGGGCAGUGCCAGCCUAUGAACAAACUGUGGGAUCCCAGCGUCGAAGGCACCUGCUGGCCGGAACGUGCUAGUCUAGCAUUCGCUUACACGCAGACAGUUGGAAACAUCCUGACCGAUUUUGCCUUCACUUUUGGGCCCUUGUUUUACCUUUCCAAAGUCAAGGUUUCGCAGUACAACAAAUGGGCACUUCGAGGCGUCUUCCUCAUAGGUUUGCUCGCCACUGCUUGUGCCAUCGCAAAGGCAACAGAACUUCCAAAAAACGAAACGUCAACAGAUCCUACUUAUGACACUGUCUCUUUGACACUUUGGGUCAUCGCCGAGAUCUCAGCCGGUCUGUUUGCUGCCUCCCUGCCUCCCCUCAAAAGCACCUUUGAGCGUAUCCUGGUGCGAGUAUUUGGCGUGCACUCGGGCCUCACCACUCCUUCCGCAACCAGGACCAAGGGGCAUAGCUACACAAACAGUCGGACCCUGCGGUCUUCACGCCGCCCACCCCCAGGCAGCUCCAUGGGCACUGGCUUCGAGUUCGAGGAGAAUAUGCCGCACGGAACUGCAACGUAUGUCAUGGGAGACAUGGGCAAGAUGAAGAAAAAGACAGACAAUGAAACCAUUAGUGUUGAAGAGGACCAGAAACACAUCCUUCAUGCAGGAAGUGUCAAGACCGGCAGCGAGGGGAAUGAAAAUGAAGGGCCCCAAGGAGAUUGGAUAACGAAGACGAUCGAAUACACCGUGAGCGAUGCUCAGUCUCUGCAUAAUCGCGGAAGGGACUGA
Messenger RNA from Exophiala xenobiotica, 1209 nucleotides. RefSeq lists its product as uncharacterized. NCBI's taxonomy places the organism in Eukaryota, Fungi, Ascomycota, Eurotiomycetes, Chaetothyriales, Herpotrichiellaceae. The transcript is spliced from 6 exons. Bases 1 to 1209 code for a protein of 402 amino acids. The record is from RefSeq and is a predicted model, not a curated record.